UAGUUUGAGGGCGCUCAUCUGUGAGGGACCUUGAAAAGCUAGAAAAUUGAGAAAACUCAUUUCUUGCCGCAUGCGGCGAGGUUCUAACCUGAAUCGGUGGGCAAAUAAAAAAUCGAUAGGAAUGCAGAUAAAUUGGUAUUUCUGGUCACUCGGAGUGUUUGCAUAGCACCGAUGUAAACAAACCCAAACUGCCGGCAUACCUGGUAGCGGAUACCAAUUUUGGAGCGUUUUUCUCGUCCUUUCCACGGCAAUGAACUGGCUUCCCAAACGGUCCGGCAACGAGACGAGAUGCAUACUGGAGAUUCUCACCUCGAAGCGGCUGCUGGUGGAUCAUCUGGAGGUGGCCGAGGUGUGCUUUCGCCUUGCCCCGAAUGCCGACCGGAGCACCACCACCACCACCACCACCAUCCGAGUGCCCUUCAAAGCGGUUUGUGCGGGAUGCAUUGCGGCCGUAGCGGCUUCCACGCGAUACGCCCGUUCCCAUGUAAGGCCGAUUGUGGCAGCCUCCGUUGUGAGCGGCACCGUCCUGCUGCUCGGUGCAGUGGCGUACGAGAAGCUGCAUUACUAUCGUGACCUCGGCACGAUUACCAACCUGCUACGGGCGAUCGAACAGUAUGAUACGGCCGCAAAGCGAAUGCUUAUAUUCAUAAACGAGGUAAUCUACGGCAACGAACGGAUCAACUCGGUAAGGCGCGGUACCACCGAAAAUGAACUGCUGGAGGCGUGCAUGGAAAGUUGCACCAAAGCGAUCUACGAGCUGUACGACAGCGUGAAAGUGUUGGAAGAGCGAACCGAGCUGCGGGAAGAGUACGGCGAUGCGUAUGACCCACUGGAGUCGUUUGAAGACUGUGAAAUAUUUAAGCAAACGGCCAUCAAUCAUAGCAAUGCUAAGCAAUUGUACAAUAUUUUUUUGUACAUGCAGUCACACUGCCUGUUGCGACUGUCGCUGGCAAUGGCGAGCGGUACGGCGGUGGCGGAAAUACGCCCGGAAUGCAAUCGUCUCACCGGCUGCCUUGCACGCCGAGCGGAGGAUCUUACGCGACAGCUCAGGCUAAACAGUGUAUCGCAAGCUGAUUGCUUCCGGCAGCUGGGCAAGGUAAAGGAACCGACCGCCAAGGAGCUGGCGGCACUGAAGCACCAAUCGCUCGAGCUGACGGUCAAGCUGGCGGCGAACGUGAACCACAUGCUGGCGUUGGACAAGGCAGUGCAGUCGGUUGCCAGCACCACCUCGACAUCCGAUCGGCAGCAGCUCGAGGAGGCUGCCUCCCAGCUGGCCACGAUGCAAUCCUACCUUCUCACCCGCACCGACGAAUGCGAACGGUUGCUAAUUACGGCCAAAAAGCUGCUCAACAACGCGCCCGAGGAGCAGGCGACUGGUGCGUUGGACGAGGAGGAGCUGGACGCGGUGCCCCUUCCGGACACGCUCGGCGAACCGCUUGCCUUGGCGCCAAACUCAGCGCUCGACUGGCAGGAUGAAUUUUUCGUCAACACCGGUGCGGAGGGGGACGAAGAGUUGAAAGAAGGCGCGGCCGGCACAACGCUGGAUCAGCUGCAGGCGGAGGACGAGCUGGUCGCGAAGCGGCUGAUGCGCAAGCAGUUUCAGCCGAUACUGCGCCAGCUGCGCGAACGGCUCGUACCGGUCGAGCAGUCGUUUAGGGAGCGCGAACGGGCGGCUAUGAAGCGGAAGGGCAUCGUGCUGCCCGAGGCCGAUGAGAUGGGCCCGCCCGGACUGGAGGAGAGCAUGAGAAAAGCCUUCGCGAACGGUGAAACGGACGACGAGUCGGCGGACAGUGACGGUUCUGCGGACACGUUCCGGCUCAAGCGCAGGACCCAGACCCGGUACGAUGAGGAUCGUGAUUUUCUCGCAAGCAAGCCCCAGUUCAGUUUGCUGGCGGUCACGCUGCCGACGGGUGUCCAGAUGGAGGAAAGCAUCUUGGAGUAACGGUUACGGGGGGAGGGGGGGGGGGAGAGGGAGGGAGGUAUGUAGGCUUAGUUAUUUAUUGUUGGGCAAUCGUGAUCGAAAGAUAUUAAGCCGCCAUUAAAAUCGCUUUUUAAUGAACAUUAUGCUUGUGGCUCUAGUUUAGAACAUACAUCCCGAAUAGUGGUAGGAGCUCGGAGUUGGACCUACCCGAUUCCGAUUCCGUGCACGAAAUCAAUUCCGGAGCCGAUUCCAGAGUUGAAUCCGGAGCCGAUUCCUGAAUCAGAUUCUACUCCCCUCUCGGAAUCGAUCUAGGAAUCGCGAUUUGCUCCGAUGACGGAUUCAGAAUUGACUCCAGAAAUGGAAUUGGUUCAGGAAAGGGAAUCAGUUCUUGAAUUGAAAUAGGAAGUUUCAGAAGCGAAAUCAGUCCGGGAAUCUCCAUGAGAAUUGAUCGUUUACAAAAAAGUUUUGAUUCUUUGCGGCUAUCAAUACGUAGCAUCAUUGGACCCAAACGCAAAUUUUAAUGGAGAUGCCGAAACUGACUCCGAUUUCGAAACCGAUUCUGAUUUCGGAGCCAAUUCUGAUUCACGAGCCAAUUUUGAUUCUGGCACCAACCAACCACCGGAGCCGAUUCCGAUACCGGAGCCAAUUCCAAUUCCGAAACCAAUUCUGAUACCGUAGCCGAUUCCGAUUCCGGAGCCGAUUCCAGAACCAUAUCCGGAUCCGAUUCCGGAACCAAUUCCGGAACCGAUUCGGAUUCCGGAGCCGAUUACGAUUCCGGAGCCAAUUCCGAUUCCGGAGCCGAUUGCAGAACCAAUUCCGGAAUCUAUUCCGGAAAAAUAAUCCGAACCUACUAUCCGGAAUCGAUUCCAGAAUACUUCGGAGCUAGCCCAAAUCGAUUCCGACGAAAACUUCAUUAUUCCCAUCACUAAUCCCGAAACGGUUGUACAGAAUUGAAUGGGUUGAUGGUUUUAAUUGGGGAUUAGUUGGUAAAAGCGUUUCAUUUCCCAUGUGUCUUC
Messenger RNA from Anopheles coluzzii, 2937 nucleotides. RefSeq lists its product as uncharacterized. The record is from RefSeq and is a predicted model, not a curated record. Lineage: Eukaryota; Metazoa; Arthropoda; Insecta; Diptera; Culicidae. The transcript is spliced from 4 exons. Bases 251 to 1942 code for a protein of 563 amino acids.